AUGAUGUCCUCGACUCCUCCUAGCGGCCCACCAAGCCCGGCCCUCUUCGUAAGCGGCCUUCCCGUUGAUUGCACCGCUGAGUUUGCCAAGUCAAUCUUCGGCCAGUACGGCAUUGUGAAGGAUGCAAGGAUGCUUCCAGUCGCUCCAGGCAAGACCGCGGCGGCGGCAGUUGUGGUGAUGAACACGGCAGAUGAUGCGAAGUGGAUCGUGGAGCAUGUCAACGGCAACGUCCCGCAGAGCCUCACCCAGCCUGUCACAGUGACCUUCAAGUUCAAGGGCAAGGGCUUCGAGAAGGGCUUCGGCAAGGGUUGGGACAUGGGCGGCAUGGGAGGUGGCAUGGGUGGAUGCGGCGGAAAGGGUGCAGACGGCGGCAAAGGUAUGAAGGGAGAUGCAAAUCCCGCUGUUGCGGGUUUGUUGCAGCUGCUUGUUCCCUUGGUGGGUGCUGUGGCUGGGAUGCAGGGAGGUGGUGGUGGUGGAGGAGGCGGAGGAUGGGAUGGCGGUUACGGCAAGGGAGGUGGUAAGGGCUGGGACAACGGCAAGGGCAAGUGGUGA
Molecule: messenger RNA, 552 nt
Organism: Symbiodinium pilosum
Lineage: Eukaryota; Dinophyceae; Suessiales; Symbiodiniaceae
Source: the annotation of a GenBank genome assembly